Molecule: messenger RNA, 864 nt
Organism: Maudiozyma saulgeensis
Lineage: Eukaryota; Fungi; Ascomycota; Saccharomycetes; Saccharomycetales; Saccharomycetaceae
Source: the annotation of a GenBank genome assembly
AUGAUGUUAGAAAGAAGAGUUCUAUCCGAGAAAGACAUAAAUUCACAGGUACCAUUGCAAAGGAGAACGUUGCAAAAUAAAAAAUCGCUUAUCCAAUCAAAGGAGAAAAGUAUUUUCAAAGGGAAUGAUACACCUCAGUUGAGUACUAAAGAUAAUAGUGAUGAGGUAGAGGCCAAAAGACUGAAUGCUUUACAAAAUUCUUCUCCCAAUAGUAUCAAAAACAUAGAUAUUAGCCGCCCAUUGACAAAAGCUAACUUGAAAAUAUUACAAAAUCAAAUAUUUAGGUAUGAAAAUAUGGAUCCUAUAUGUAAUCAUUAUUCUUGUUCAAAGGAAAAUAUGCUGAGCAUUAGUUGUUCCAGAAUUUGGUUUUUAUUCGAAUUGGAAUUGACCAUAGAUGGGAAAUGGAAUUUUAGAAACAAUUGUUAUCAUAAUAAGGUUUAUAAAAAGAUCCAUCCAUUGUGGAAAAUCCAAAACUGUUUAGAAAAGAAACUUAAUGAUAAUUCUGUGAAGUUCGAUAUGAGUUAUAUUACAUUUAUUCCAUUACCUAAUUUGUCAGAACUGCUAUCCAAUUCCGGGACCCAUGAUAGUAGUGCGGUGGAAUUACAUGUUGAAUCAUUAGAAGAACAAGUUAGUUCACAAAGGAAGUUAAAGAAGAGGAAAAUUAUGCCACCAAGUAUAUUAUCAUAUAGAAACAGAGAAAAAGUAUUUGAUGGUGUUACUUUUGACAUUGAAAAAAUAUUAAAUGACGAUAUCUAUUGUGAUCCUCUAGAGAUAGAUGGGAACAAAUAUAACGAAGUUUUAACUCCACGCAAGAAUUUUGAUAGUGGUGUGCAGCAUAAUACAUAUUUCAACCACAACAAAUAA